Messenger RNA from Epinephelus moara (kelp grouper), 751 nucleotides. RefSeq names its product bucky ball-like. The transcript is spliced from 2 exons. The record is from RefSeq and is a predicted model, not a curated record. The annotation marks the transcript as partial. NCBI's taxonomy places the organism in Eukaryota, Metazoa, Chordata, Actinopteri, Perciformes, Serranidae.
AAGAUCCUCAAGCUGCCUUUGGAGAGACUUUCGACACCUGGAGGUGCUGCAGCCAGCGGCGUCUGCCCCCCUGCUGCUCCCUACUACUACAAUUACCUCUCCAUGCAGACCACUCAUGAGCGGACGAGCGUUCUCAGUCUAUCUCUGGAUGAGCUUUCCUCCAGGGAUGAGAUGUUCUCCACAGAUCUGGACGAUGCAGAUAUUUUCCCUAAACACGUGUAUACAGGCAGGAGGCUUGCAGAGGUUGUAACUGGUUCUCCACAAACUGCUGAUAAAGUAGAAGUGUGGCCGCCAGGUUCAGAGAGAUUCAUGUGUGCCUGCUGUGGGAAAAGCCUCGCAAAAGGGGUGGGAAGGAGCAAAGUCCACAGCUCCAAGGUGUCCAGAGAGGAAGCUGAGGACUCUGAGGAGGAAAGCAGUUUUGGGAGAGGGUGUGAGCAACCAGUCAGAGUGGUUGUGAGGAAGCAUUCUGCACCCAGGAAGCCUCAUUCUCUCCCGCCAAGACUUGCUGCAAAAUCCCGGUAUAAGAGAGGCCAAUACAAAGACCCCUCAGAUCCAGUGAACCAGGAGGAGGGUCGUGAGCAGAUACCAGCUGAUGAUGAGAUAGUAGAAAUAGCUGGUGGUGAGCUGCGGUGCAGCAAACAGUGUCUGGACAGACUCCGCAGAGAGGCUCUGACCAAGUCAGACCAAGGCAGGUGGGGAGAUGGUGACGUGAUUCCCAGGAGGAGACAAGUGACCCCUCUGCAACGACAAG